Colletotrichum karsti is the source of this 1530-nucleotide messenger RNA. RefSeq names its product MFS allantoate transporter. Lineage: Eukaryota; Fungi; Ascomycota; Sordariomycetes; Glomerellales; Glomerellaceae. Gene Ontology annotation, biological process: dipeptide transport; transmembrane transport; tripeptide transport. The record is from RefSeq and is a predicted model, not a curated record. Gene Ontology annotation, cellular component: plasma membrane. The transcript is spliced from 4 exons. Gene Ontology annotation, molecular function: allantoate transmembrane transporter activity; dipeptide transmembrane transporter activity. Bases 1 to 1530 code for a protein of 509 amino acids.
AUGAAGGACAACAUCGAGGCAGCCCCGGAGGCACGAGACUCCGUCAUGGAGGAGAAGGGAGUCCUGAAGGGUCAAGUUGCCGAUGAAGGAUACGAAAUCUUCGAAGAAGGCAUUUCGCAAUCUGUGCCACAAGAUGUCGCUGAUCGAGUGAGACGCAAGAUCGACAUGCAUCUUCUGGUCCUCAUGUGUGCCCUCUACGGUCUCAACUACGUCGACAAAGUGGCCAUAGGAUGGGCAGUUCUGUUUGAUUUCCGCAAAGAUCUCGGUCUCGUCGGCGACGAAUAUUCUUGGGCCAGCUCCAUGUUUUACUUCGGGUAUCUAGUCGCACAAUAUCCGGCGAACUACUUGCUCCAGCGCUGCAAGACUGUCCAGAUCCUUUCUGGUGCAGUAAUUGCCUGGGGAAUUCUGAUGCUAGCCCAUCUGGGACUUCGAAAUUUCGCUGGCCUGAUGAUCGUCCGUUUUCUCCUUGGAGUCACGGAAAGCGUGGUGACCCCAGGCUUCGUUCUUUACACAUCCAUUUGGUACACCAGAAAGGAACAGGUUCUUCGGACAAUGUUAUGGGCAGCCAUGCAAGGUGCCUUCUCUAUCGUCUGCAGUCUGCUGUCUUAUGGGCUAGGUCACAUCACCAACACAGCCCUCAAGCCGUGGAUGUACAUCUUCCUCGUGCUUGGAAUUCUGAGCAUUCUUGUGGGCGUUCUUUGGCUUCUGCUGAUGCCAGAAACCCCUAACAAGGCCCGUUUCCUCACGCACGAAGAGCAGGUCAUUGCUGUUCAACGCGUUGCGCAGAACAUGACGGGCAUCAAGGGCUACGAGUGGAAGUACUACCAGAUGUGGCACGUCCUGAUCGACGUCAAGACUUGGUUGAUCUUGGCAUUCGUCCUCUUCACCCAGCUCCCCAACGGUGGACUAACCUCCUUCGGAAGUCUCGUCAUAUCUGGCUUCGGAUUUGAUUCUUUCAGAACGCUUCUGAUUGGUCUACCGUCGUCGGUAGUCAGUGCAGGCAGCAUGAUCGUCUGGGGAACAAUCUCGAUCAAGUACGGUAAUCUUCGGACUUGGGGUAUGAUAGUUCCUCUGCUUCCCGCUAUUGCGGGUAUCGCUGCAGUAUAUGGAACCAUGAACACCGGUGCGAACAAGUAUGGUCGAGUGGUUGCCUACUGGUUGAUCAACUCCUACGCGGUUACGUGGCCGUUCAUUCUGACAAUUGUCGGUCAGAACAUUGCCGGCCACACGAAGCGUGCAUUUACCAAUACCUUGCUCCUGAUGAUCUUCGCCGCUGGCAAUAUUGCAGGGCCUUUCUUCUUCCGAAGCCAAGACGCACCGAAAUAUGUGCUUGCUAUAGCCAUAAUUCUAGUGUGUUUUUGUGCCGCGCUCUUGACUGCCGUCGUGCUCCGGCUAUACAUGGCAUGGGAGAAUAAGCGCCGGGAUAGGAAGUUUGGCGCCGUUGAUGGUGCUCAGAAGGUGGACGGAGUGAGACUUGGAAUGCACGACAAGACGGAUUUGGAGAACCCGGACUUCAGAUACGUGCUUUAG